Messenger RNA from Trichobilharzia szidati, 2088 nucleotides. Lineage: Eukaryota; Metazoa; Platyhelminthes; Trematoda; Strigeidida; Schistosomatidae. The record is from the annotation of a GenBank genome assembly.
AUGCCUUCUUUCAUUUCACAGAACAGUACAGUCAGCAUUGAUAGAUCAUGGUGCUGUCGGAUAUUAACAUGCAUUGAUAGCCAACUUAUGGAUUUAUUUGAAAAGCCUAAAGAUAAAUCCAUUCUAAUCGAUAUGAACACAAUAAGUGAAUCACUCUGGCGUGCGUUAGAUGUAGACGAUGAAACAUUAAAUGCUGAAGCUUUGCAUGCUAUUGGAACGCAUAUCUUGCAUAAGCCCUUCGAAUGUCAUCUAAACUGCAUUGUUCGAUUACUUGAAAAAUCUCAGGAAUUAUGGUCUGUCUAUCAAUCAAAUUUUAUCGGAAUUGAGUCUGCCUGGUGUAUAGGGAAUUGUUUAAUAGUUUUAGCAAAAAUCAGAGAAAAGGCUGUGAAUGGUGUGGAUGGAAAUACACUUGACUGGAAUAGACUGAUUCAAACAUGUUGUGAGUUGUGUUCUACAGUGGAUCAAUCGACGAAGGUGAAUCAUGAGGUGAAACGAUCGACAAAAGUUGAAAUUGCAGGAAAAAAUGCGUUGACAGCUGAAUCCGAAUCAGUUAAAACCACUAAUAAUAAUAAUAAUAAUAAUAGCACAGUAGAUGGUGUCAUUAAAAAUCCAGAUGAUCAUCGUUGUGAAAAUGGAGCUAAAGCAUUGGGUUAUGCAUUGGGAGUACUAGCUCCUGGUAUGAUAAAGAAACAAGAAAUAAUUAAUGAAAUGGUUAAGACAUUGUGUCAAGCCUUAGUAUUGGACAAAAUUAACGGAGCUGCAAAAGUUCGUUGGAAUGCAAAUUAUUCAGCUGGCCAUCUAUUUCGUAACAGAUUACUUUGGAGUGAAUUGAUUAAAAAGCAUUUAUCAAUUGAUGAUACUAUUGAAUGCGAGAAGGAUAUUUGGUCAGUUAUUAUGCAUAAAUCUAUUCAUGCUGACACUGAUUCUCAAUUGGAUCCAAUAACAUCUUCGCAGAGUAUACUGGAAUUAAGUGACAUCGUCAAAUAUUUAUGCAAAACAAUAACAUAUGAUAGAUAUUUCAAGGCUCGUGUUCGUGCAGCAAAAUCAUUAUAUGCAAUAUAUGAAUACUCACCGUAUGAUUAUCCUAAUAGUAUAAUUCAUUUAUUUACAACUAUUAUUAUCAAUAAACAAUUAACCAGUAGAACCACUUUAACAAUAAAUGACCUGCCAGUCAUAUGGAUCAUAGAAGCAUGUAUUCAUACUUUAAUUAACACACAGUGUACACUACAAAAAGCUUACAGUAUUACGCAUGAUUUAUGCCCAAGUACAACAAUAACAAUGAAAUCGUCAACACCACUUCAACACCAUUUAACCGAAAAUAAUUAUCGUGAUCAAUCUGUUGUCAUGUCAGUGAUUCUACUCUUUCAAUCUCUAUACUAUUUAUUAGUACUUAUAAAAGAUUUAUCAAUUUCUAGUAACAGCGAGGCUAGAUUUUGUGCUGAAAUGAUAUGUGCGCAGUUGGAAAAUUUAUUCAAUUUAAGCGAUUUAAACAAUCCUGUUGUAAUUGAACAAAUCAAUAAUUUAAUCGAGAUUAGCUUACAGUCAACUGAUGAAUACUUGAAAUGUAUUCAAACAAUAUUUUUCGAUGAAAUUUCAAUGAAAUCUUCCACUAGCCAACAUAAUGUUAAUGAUGCUUAUUAUAAUUAUUAUAAUAGUAUAAACCGUACAAUCGCUAAUGUUGUAAAUUUGUUUAACGAAUACAACAAGUGUGAAACCACAGUGUUCAUGGAAUUGCGCGGUUUGAUGAAGUUUUUAUCCAGUUGUUCUUCAGUCAAUAGUUAUUCAACAGAAGGGUUACAAUCGGCAGUGGAUGAAAAAUAUUUGGAAGGAAGACGAAGAAAAUCAAAGCAAUCUGAUGCCUCAGGAUUUCGACAAGUUUAUGAUUGAAAAUUUUCAAUUACUUUCUCAAUUAGAUUUUAUGUUUGUUGCUUAACUCUUUUCUAACUCGUUUGUUUAUGUGUAUGUGUGGUUAGAUUUCUGAAAUAAUCGUAAUGUAUAUGUAGUUUGUAUUUUUAUGAUAUUGUGAAUGAAAAAAUACCAUCUAUGGGACAAUUUUUUUAUGAAGUAAUAAAACCGAAGAUGCAUUUA